Enterobius vermicularis (human pinworm) is the source of this 285-nucleotide messenger RNA. The record is from the annotation of a GenBank genome assembly. NCBI's taxonomy places the organism in Eukaryota, Metazoa, Nematoda, Chromadorea, Rhabditida, Oxyuridae.
CCUGAAGAAACAACAACUCCACCUGCUGCUGUAACUGCAACUGCUGGAGCACCUCCUGCUGCUGCAACUAACACUGAGCCUGAAACACCAGCUGCGACAGCAAAUGCAAAUUCUACGGUUCCGACGCGCCAGUAUCUUGAUCAGACUGUAGUACCAAUCCUCUUGCAAGCUCUUGGUGCGCUAGCGAAGGAACGGCCUCCCAAUCCGAUAGAAUACCUGGCUAAUUAUUUGUUGAAAGAAAAGGAUCGUAUAAAGAAUGAGAAGUCAAAAGGCCAGCAGUUCUGA